AUGCAUUUUUUAAACAAUAUAUUUGAAAAAACAAAAAUCCACCUAGAGUUUAGAAAAAAAUUAGACGAAAAAUUAAAUGAGCAUAUAAAAAGCGGUAUCAUAAUCGCAAAUGAAAAGUUUUCAGGUACAAAACAAGGUUAUAGAAAUAGCCGCAUAAAACUGAGUAACGAAUUUAUUGAGAAUUGUAAUGAGAAAUUACUUUUAGAUAUUUUAAAAAUUAAUAAAAAAUUGAAAUUAUGUUAUGAUGUAAAAUACCAUAUUAUUUAUAGUGUUUUACUAAAAAGAUGCAGAAAAAACAAUAGUAUUGGUGUUGAAAAGAAGUACGAACAAAUUAUGAAUAAUGUAUAUAAAAUAAAAAGAAAAAAUACUUCUUAUUUUAUGAAUCAAUACCUUAUAAUAAAAUGCAUAUACACAGGAGAAUUUGGAAAUGUAUACUAUUGUAGAGACGUUAUAGAAAACAAAAAUUAUUGUUUAAAAAUUUUUUAUUUGGGAUUAUGUUUAAAAGAAAAUUGUCCCUAUUAUAUUAACGACCAAGUGUAUUUAACUAACCACUUUUGCAAAAUUUUAAAUGAAAUUUUUUUCUUAAAUUAUUUGGAGAAUAAAAACAUAAUUCAUAUUGAAAAGAUAUUUUUUGAUGAAAAGAAAAAAAUCCUAUUUGCUAUUUUUCCAUACGUAAAAUAUCAAUCAAUGUAUUAUAAAAAAAAAUAUGGGAUAUAUUCAAUAUAUAAUAAAACUGUUUGUAUUGACAAGAAACAUGUACAAAUAAAUUUAUAUUCAGAAAAUUUCCUUGGACACCUAUUUUUAAACAUUUACAAUACCCUCAUUUAUUUGUUACAAAAAAGUGUAGCAUACGUAGACCUAAAACCUGAUAAUAUACUCCUAACAAAGAGAAAUAAAGAGGAAAUUGCUUCUUACAUUGUUCAUGUUAAAAAAAAAAAAAUUACAAAAACUUGUGCUUUAACAAAGUGUUUAGAUUUGGCAAGUAUAGAAACAAAUAUUAAGAAAAAAUUAAUUAAAUCAUCAAAAAUAGAAUAUAAAAAAGACGACGGUGAUGCAAGCUCCUUUAAUAAGAAAAUAUUCUUAAGCAGAAAAAAAAAACGGACGAAUGAAAUAAAAGGGGGUCAUUCUUAUUGUCUUUAUAAAAAAUUAAACACAGAAAAACUGAAAAAUAAAAAAAUAAAAUACUUAUAUAAUAUUAAUUUGUCACAAUGUUUCGAAUAUAAUAAUAAUGUAAAAAGGAUUUUCUUUAUAGAAAACAAGUUAAGCAAUAUAUUUUUUUCAGCAGAUGAAGCUGCUGUAUAUAUACAAACAUUUAUUCAAAGAAAGAAAACAGAAGAAUCAAAUUUUUUAGAACCGAAAAAGGGUAUUGUUUGUAAAAAGUAUAAAAACACCACAAUUAAUUCAAUUAAACCACCUACUAAGAGAUGUCAAAUAAACAAAAUAAAAAACUUAUCUAUUUUUAAAUACAUGGAGAACAAUUCUGUUAGUUUUUUAAAAUUUUAUUGGUUAUAUUUUAACCAAGAUAAAAUAGAAAACGUGAAUAAGGAUUUUUUAAUUUAUCUGGAUAUACAUUUUAUAAAUAAAUAUUUUUAUGAAGGUAUAAACACAAAUAAUAAUAUACUAGACCUAUUUGGAAAACAAGAACUUAAAAGACAUAAUAAGAGCAAAAUGAAUAAAAACCAAGAAUCGAAGAAGCAACACAAUAGUGAAAAUACUGAAAAUUCAAAUAUAAUAAACAGCGAAAACAGUGAAAAGGGGGAAUUACAGAAACAAGACAAUAAACAAUUCUGUUUUUCAGAAAGUGAAAUUAAUAAUAUGAAUUUGAUGAAGUUAAUAGAUUUUGACACAUGUUCUUUCAUUCUAAAAAAUUUUAGUACACAUAUUCAAGCAACGGAUAUUUUUAAUUCCUUUGAAUAUUUAUUCAAUGUUAAUAAUAAAGUUGCCCAGCUUUCGAAAAAGUUGUCAUAUAACUUUGGAUCUGUUCUGUAUACAUUUCUGUUCGGAAAAACUCCUUACUAUGGGGAUAAUAUAUUUGAAAUUUAUAGGAACAUGAAAAACGGAAAGUUGGUUUUUCCAAAAUACCGAAAAAUUGACAUAAAUUUAAAACACUUAUUAAGAAAUCUGCUAAAUAACAAUCCUGACAAAAGAAUGCAAUUCAAAAAAAUAAAAAGACAUAUAUGGUUUUCAAAGUUUGAGUGA
Plasmodium malariae is the source of this 2199-nucleotide messenger RNA. Its product is annotated as protein kinase, putative. Gene Ontology annotation, biological process: protein phosphorylation; intracellular signal transduction. Gene Ontology annotation, cellular component: cytoplasm. Gene Ontology annotation, molecular function: ATP binding; protein serine/threonine kinase activity. The transcript is spliced from 3 exons. Lineage: Eukaryota; Apicomplexa; Aconoidasida; Haemosporida; Plasmodiidae. The record is from RefSeq and is a predicted model, not a curated record. The coding region runs from base 1 to 2199 and encodes 732 amino acids.